AUGCGGACGGCCGUGAGAUACGGUUCGCUUCUGAAGGUCGCUCAAAUGUCAAGAUUGAAAGUAAGUUACUUUUUCUCAAAAAAUCUAUAAUUUGGAAGGCGAAUAACCUCGAAUUUUAUUUAGUUACCUUCGAAUGCUCAGAUCAAUAGAUUUAUGCACUCGGGCCCGGCACCAGGAGUUCCGAUAACCGUAAGUGCAAUAUAAAAAUAAUUUAUCUUUACAAUGUGAAGGGUGUUGAUGCCAAGCCACCGACAGCGCGUGAAAUUGCUCGGAGAUUGAUGCAGUUUGUAUGGCCUCAGAAAAAUUGGUCGAUAAAACGUAGAGUAAUAAUAGCCAUGUCUUUUCUGGUAGCAGCUAAAGCACUUAAUGCCUUUGUCCCGUUCUUCCUCAGGGAUGUUGUGAAUUAUUAUAACAACAAGGCUCCGGAGACUCUUAGGCUGAAUCUAGAUUCUGGACCAUCGACUGUCAUAACAACUGGAAUAGCAUUAAUUAUUGCUUGUGAGUAUUCUCGAUACACAGUAUUACUUUUAAAUUUUUGAAUUGAAUUUAGGUUUAUGUUUUAGAUGGUUUUGCCCGUGCCGGAAGUUCCCUGUUUAACGAACUUAGAAAUGCCGUAUUUGCGAGGGUAGCCCAACAUUCUGUGAGGAAUAUAGCCAAGCAGAUCUUCACUCAUCUUCAUGGAUUAGAUCUCUCUUUCCAUUUGGGGAGACAGACGGGUGCCCUGUCCAAAGCAAUCGAUCGCGGAACUCGAGGGAUGAGUUUUGUGAUGAGUGCUUUGGUGUUUAAUAUUGUGCCCACAAUAUUCGAAGUUUCAUUGGUGUCAGGGAUCUUUGUAAGCAAUGAUAAUACGGUGUAUAUCGUUUCUUUAGUAUGUCAAGUGUGGGUCUGAUUUUACAAUGGUAACCGCAGCGACCGUUGCAACAUAUGCAGCGGCUACUAUUGGAGUGACAAUGUGGAGGACUAAAUUCAGACAUCACAUGAACCAGGCUGACAACGACGCCUCAAGCCGCGCUGUGGAUUCUCUUAUUAACUAUGAGACGGUCAAGGUAUGAUUAUUUUAUACUUUAUUGUUGGUGUUUAGUAUUUUACGAACGAGAAGUUUGAAGUGGCAAGAUACGAUCAUUACCUCCGCAAAUACGAGGACGCUUCCUUAAAGACUUCCUCUAGCUUGGCGCUCCUGAAUUUUGUCCAGAACGCUAUAUUCUCUACAGGAAUGAUCGCAGUGAUGGCAUUGGCCGCUCAGAAUGUGGCCAAUGGAAUGAUGACUGUUGGAGAUAUUGUAAUGGUGAAUGCAUUACUCAUGCAGCUAUCUAUGCCUCUAAAUUUCCUGGGAUCAGUCUAUCGAGAAGUACGACAAGGCCUUCAGGAUAUGCAGACCAUGUUCUCUCUACUUGAACUCAAGAGUAAGAUUAUUGAGAAACCGAAUGCUCGUCAAUUGAUUACAACUUCUGACAGAGCUACCGUGAAAUUUGAAGAUGUUGUGUUUGGGUAAGCAUUGGGUGGAUUCAUUGUAUUUUUUUAGUUAUGUUCCGAAUGCUCCUCCAAUCUUAAAUGGCCUUAGCUUUGAGAUCCCGACGGGAAAGAAGGUGGCCAUUGUUGGAGGAUCUGGCUCGGGAAAAAGUACUAUCGUCCGACUGUUAUACCGCUUGUACAACACUGAGAAGGGACGGAUUACGAUAAACGACGAAGAUAUCAGGGAGUUUACUUUGGAUAGUCUCAGGAAGUCAAUCUCCGUUGUCCCUCAGGAUGCCGUCCUCUUCCACGACACGUUAUAUUACAAUCUUCUUUACGGAAACACCGAAGCAACAAAAGAACAGGUACGUAUUCAUACCAUUUUGUGAAUAUGAUGGUUUUUAGGUAUAUGACGUCGCUAGGAUGGCCGAUCUGCAUGAUGCCAUCCUCAGAAUGCCUCACGGAUACGAUACAAUGGUGGGGGAAAGAGGUCUUAAAAUAUCCGGUGGGGAAAAACAACGCGUCGCCAUUGCUCGGGCUAUCCUCAAGAAUGCGAAUGUGAUUGUUUAUGAUGAAGCGACCUCCGCGUUGGAUGCCCUCACUGAAGAACACAUUAUGAAUUCUUUAAAAAAGGCUAUCUCUGGCCGCAGUUCCCUCUACAUCGCUCAUCGACUGGCCACUGUUGUUGAUGCUGAUGUGAUCUAUGUUCUGGAUAACGGAGUUGUCAAGGAAUGUGGAUCCCAUUCGGAUCUGUUGUCAAGGCCUAAUGGAAAAUAUUUGGAGCUGUGGAGAAGUCAACAUCGAUUUGGAUGGGAGGCAGAAAGACUUCGGAAGGCGGCACAGCAACGACAAGAAGAGAACGAAUUUCUGAAUCAGUUGGAGUUGGACAAGUGUUGUGGACAAAGUAAUUGCAAUCGUUAGACUAACAUGAUUGGGAGUCCCCGGGUAUCUAAAACAAUCAAAGUCUGAACAGUGAGAUUGACCCAAGCCUUAGAUUAUGUAUCCUUGCUCCUGCUCAUUCCCGGUUUUGCGGUGGUCGUUAACAUUGUCAGGUUAACAGAUUUUUUAUUUAGCCAUUUACUUUUACCGGUGUUUGCACUUUUACAAAUUUGCUGUUGAUGUUAUAUUUUUCUGAUCUUCUGUUGCCUUAUUCCAGCCCACGAUCAUCAUUAG
Messenger RNA from Bursaphelenchus xylophilus (pine wood nematode), 2625 nucleotides. The record is from the annotation of a GenBank genome assembly. Lineage: Eukaryota; Metazoa; Nematoda; Chromadorea; Rhabditida; Aphelenchoididae.